Molecule: messenger RNA, 5046 nt
Organism: Clupea harengus (Atlantic herring)
Lineage: Eukaryota; Metazoa; Chordata; Actinopteri; Clupeiformes; Clupeidae
Product: transmembrane protein 132C
Source: RefSeq, a predicted model, not a curated record
UUACAGGUUUAACUGUAUCCUCCCUCUAAGCUCUUGUUUCUCACUGUUUUCUACUUCAUGCUUGUUUGAGGAUAUUUUACUUCAGUGUGAUUGGCUGAGCUGCUACUUUCAUUCUUUAUUCACCUGUUCGGUCGCAACCAAACCAUUGGCUUUCAAACACGUCGGUUACAUCUCCUGGCUGCCCCGCCUCCUAUUCCUUGUAGGACCACAAGCCCGAAAGCUUGGCCCCUUCGGCUCCAUGCAAGUAGCCUACGAAGUUCUGUCGUAGAGAUCCCCAUCAUGAAAUCAGGCAUCUAAACGGAACUGAGCUUGCGAAAGGUGAUGGGAGAAUUCCACAUGGGGUUUGUGACAACGACUGACUUUCUCAUGAUUUGCACAGAGAGGGAUGGAUUGAGACAACGUGUAUCUUUAAAAGCCGGGUAUUGAGUGGGCUUGAGCGGAUCACCCCCGAUGUUGUGCAGAACUUUAGCCAAAAAGGGAAAAUCGGAGGAAAUAUUCUGGGAUGCAGGGAACCGACGACUAGUCGGGCUGUCGCUCUCUAAUCUACUGUUUUUUUCCAUAUGAGUUGGGAUGUAGGGAGGUCAAGACGGAGUUCGUCAUUAUUUUUGUGGAUAACGAUUGUUUGGGAGAAGUAAACAAUUCCUCAUCUAAUCUGCUGAACAGUAAAGGAGUUUAGAGGAUUGGCACUUCAAGCCGACAUUUCAUUAUUUGGAGGACUUGCUCGAAAAUAGUUCGCAUUCUAAUUAAGAAUAGAACGCUAAGACGCGCCCGUUGGACAGUUUCCUGAAAAUGCCAAAGAUGAACAGAGAGCGAGAUGCCAAAGGGGACGGACGGCUUUGUCAGAUUUUAAAAUGGGCUCUCCUGACGUCUCUUUACAGAGCAGCAGUGGAGUGUCGAGGAGGCGUGGAGGCGGCGCCCAAGUUUUCCUCCGCCCUGCCGACGUACCUCCCAGUUUCCUGCCAGCUCCAGGGCGCCGAGUCCUCCUUCUUCCUCCGCGAGGCCGGCCAGGAGGCCAUGCGCAACGGCAGCCUGCAGACCCGCAGCGAGCCCCUCUACAUCCACCUGCCCGAGGCAGUGGGGCCAUCGGGCGCGCUCUCCAUCAACUGCAGCUACGCCAACCUCACGGCCGAGGCUCCCGUCCCCGUUGAGCUCCUCCAGGGCUCGGCCCCGGGGUCCCCGCUGCUCCCGUCGCCCGCUCACGUCACGCCGGCCUGGAAGGUGCGGGCGCACGUGGUGGCACGCAGAGUGCCGCCUGAGCGGCCGUGGCUCCAGGUGCUCUUCUAUCUGGCGGGCCGCCGGUGGGACAUGGCGGAGGAGGAGGAGGAGAUCCGGUUGCCCUGCGUCAGGCUGCUGGCCCAGCGCGAGCCUGGUGAGGUGCCUCUCGCGGCCCAGUGCCGGCUGGAAGGCAGCCUGGGGAUCUGUGUCGCAGCGCUGGAGCUCCCGACCAGCUGGUUCACCCCGGCGCAGAGCCCCCGCAGGAGGACCCAGGAGGCUGCGCCGCCCAGCGUGGAGCUGUACUACUCCAUCCUACCCGCAGAGGGCGCUGGACGCGAAUGCCCCGCGCCCAAAGACCGGGGGAAGAGCCCGAGCCGGGGCUAUGGGGGUGGUCUGAGCCAAAAUGAGGCCCUGCAAAACGCCCAGCCACUGGGCCGGGUGGUGCUGGGCGGGGAAGAGGUGAAGGCGAGCGGCAGCCGCCUCAGGCUGGAUGAUAACGUGGAGAUCGCCGUGCCGCCGAGCCCAGUGAAGCAGGGCCAGACAGUCGGCUUCCAGAUCAGCAUGAGUACGGCGGCCACAGUCGAGCAGUUCACACUCAGAGCCAUGUACAGAGAAGGAAUCAAUUUCGUCGUGCUGAAGCCUAGCAACCUGGCCUCCUGGGAGAUCAAACAGGAAGUGGUGCCAGGGAGCUCCUUCGUGUCCAUGUUCUGUCAGCGCAAGGCCAGCUCGCUGGGACUGAGACUCGAGGGGUCCUUCUACGAGGUCAUGUCCGUCGACUUCGAGAUUGACAACUUUAUCAACCUCAAGUCCACCCAGACCAUCCGAUGGCAAAUUGAGUACCCAGCCACGGGCCUGCAGGCAGAGGCUCUCUCCUAUAUCUACAUCAGCCAGAGGGACAUCCAGGGCAUAGUGCCCCUGGCAGAGAACACAGAGAUCCUCAACACUGCCAUUCUGACCGGCCAGCGUGUGUCGGUCCCGGUGAAGCUGGUGACCGUGGAGCAGGACGGCACGGUGAGGGAGGUGGACAACAUGGUGGGCUGUGCCUCCACGGACGAAGACGUGGUGAAGGUGUCCCCCGGCUGUGAUUCCGUGCUGGUGAAUGGCAAGGAGAUGCGCGGCCGCCAGUCUCUGAUGGUCAACUUCACCUACCUGUACCUGAGCACGCAGCUGGAGCUGACCGUGUGGGUGCCACGGCUGCCUCUGCAGAUCGACGUCUCCGACACUGAGCUGAGCCAGGUCAAAGGCUGGAGGGUCCCCAUCCUCUCCAAUAAGAGGCCGACCCGCGACAGUGAUGAUGAUGAGGAUGAUGACAGACGAGGAAGGGGCUGCACGCUACAGUACCAAUACGCCCUGGUGCGGGUGCUGACCCACUUUGUGGCGGAGCCCACGGACCCAGGCGGGGAGCUGGUCUACAUGCUGGGUGCGGACUGGCAGGCGGACAUCACGGACCUGGUGCAGGACUACCUGAAGGUGGAGGACCCGCGCAUCGCCCGCCUUAUCGACGGGAGGGUCCUCAUGGGCAGAGACCUGGGCAUCACCACCAUUCAGGUAAUCUCGCCGCUCUCAGACUCCAUCUUGGCCGAGAAGACUGUCACAGUCUUGGACGACAAGGUGACCAUCUCGGACCUCGGCGUGCAGCUGGUGGCCUCUCUCAGCUUGUCCCUGCAGCCCAGUCCUGCAGACAGCCGCGCCAUCUACGUCACCACCACCGCGCAAGACCUCUUCCAUGCACCCAAACAGGAAGCUGUCAUCAGCGCCUGGAUCCAGUACAGUGAUGGCUCCGUGACACCCCUAAACAUCUACGACCCCCGGGAUUUCACCUUGACUGCCACCUCCCUGGAUGAGGCAGUGGUCUCCACCUACCAGGACGCCCCGCAGAAGUGGCCCAUGGUGCAGGCCGAGGGAGAGGGCCAGGGGGCCCUGGUCAAGGUGGAGAUGGUCAUCUCCGAGACCUGUCAGAAGUCCAAGCGCAAGAGUGUACUGGCGAGUGGCGUGGGCAACGUGCGGGUGAAGUUCGGCCAGAACGACGUGGAGCAGAGAGGCGGUGGUGGUGGCGGGCAGGACGAGGGUGAGGGUGGCCUGGACAACAGCACCAGCGAGCAGAGGCAGAAGGGUCAGGGGGAGGAGGGGAAAACGGGGUCAGAGUACACCAAGUACACCAGCGCCGCAGCCGACCGAGAGGAAGGCGCGGUGAGGAAGGUAAGCACCACAACCAAGACCACUGUCACCAAAAAGUCCCCUGGGGCUAAGCAGGGAGGUGGCGGUGGCCAGACCCCCGUAGACUACACCAGCAUCCCCGCCCAGGUGGAGCUUCCUGGAGGGGCUGAGAGUGACCUGACCCAGAGCCCGCGUGGGCUGUCUGACCUGGAGAUCGGCAUGUACGCCCUGCUGGGGGUCUUCUGCCUGGCCAUCCUGGUCUUCCUCAUCAACUGCGUGAGCUUCGCCUUCAAGUACCGCCACAAGCAGCUGCCCGUGCUGGAGCAGGGCAACAUGAACCACGCGCACGACUGGGUGUGGCUGGGCAACGAGGCCGAGCUCAUGGACCAUCACCAUCACAUCAACCACCACGGCCCGCUGCCCCACACCGACGAGUGCACCACCGCCAUCGACCGGAGCGACAGCUGUGAGGAGAGCAAAUACCUGCUCAACGGCAGUGGGACUCUCAAGGGCAGCAUUUCGGCCCAUGGCCAGACCCUUCCCCGGACUCUCUCCGACCCGCGCGGGCCCUGCGUGGGCAAGGACCCGUCAGGCAAGGCCGAGCCCCUGAAUAACUCGCCCCGGGCCUCCAAGGGCAAGCGGGUCAAAUUCACCUCCUACGCCACAGUGCUGCCCGACGAGGGAGGGCCCUACACCAACUCAAUCCUCGUUGGCAACGAAGACGACAUCAAGUGGGUGUGCCAAGACAUGGACUUGGGACAAUCGGCUGAGAUCAGAACCUACAUGGAGAGGCUACAAGACAAUCUGUGAGAAAGCGAUGUGGGGGGGAACUGGACUCGACAUAAAUCUCACCUGUAUUGCCUUUGCAGUUGCGGUUACUUUCAUGAAGGACUUAGACGAGGAGACGUCAAAUGGUUUGGAAUGCAAUGCAAGUGACAUUCAUCAGUUGAUAUGACAGUGACCUAUCGGAGUGAGGGGUCAAAUUUAAUUGUGUUGAACAGUUGUCCUGGCUGGCUCUGAAACUUUUACUAAUGCCAGUCGAGGGCCUGAGAAUAACUCAUUUAAGAUAAACCACUGGAUGGUGAGACCAUGUAAAGCAUACAGAAACUGGUGUACAUUUAUUUGAGUAUAAGAAUUUAGAAGAGCAAGAAUUGAGUUUUACCUUUUUUUUUUGGUUCAAAAAUUUAUUCAGUCGGUUUUGUUGUGUAACGUGUCUUCUGACUUUAGCUAGCAGUGCAGACUGUGUGUGUACCAUCUCAUGCAGUGCUUUUUUAAACAACACUAAAUGCUCCAUUAGUUGUGUUAAUUUCUGUGGUCUACAUUCGAUGGUUGGAUAUCCUCUUCACCCUUGCCACCUCCAUCCAAAAUCAAUGUGCUUUGUGUCGCUUGUAGACAUCAUUACAAACCCAUACCUAAUCUGACUCCACCAACCCAAAACUGUAACCAUCUUUUAGGCUCUUACACGUCCAUUUAGACAUCCCAACAUCACACCUGUGCCAACCACACCCCAGCCAGAAAAAAGAUGAAUUACAUAUUCUUUAAUACCUUAUGAACUUAACAGUACCGCCCUACCUUUCUUUUGCAAUGAAUGUUUAGAGGACAAAAGAGAUUUUUGAGCGUCCUUCACACAGCCUCUCGGCUGCUGAUAGAAGCGCUCACUUGCACAAUCGGAAG